UGGCGGCGUCGCCCUUCGCGACGGGGUCUCCGGCGCGCCUCCCGGUGGGUCGGCCCUCAGGCGCCGCCGCCGCCGCCGCUUGCCCGGCCGCCCUCGCGCUCGCCUUGCUCCUCGCCUCCCGCCUCCCGCCGCCGCGGGUUCGAGUCCCGGCCUCGGCCUGGCGGGUCGGGGGCAUGAGGAGGACGAGAGGCCGGGCGCCGCGCGGCAGCACCGCUCCCCCACAGCAGAGGCCUCCGCGCCGGAGGAGGAGGCGGCGGCGCCCCGGAGGACGACCAGGCAGCCCGGCCCGCCCGCCGAGAAGCCGCUGAGCCCGCCCGCGCCAUGUCCCUCCUCUGCGUCCGCGUAAAGAAAGCAAAGCUGCAGGGGCCACCAGAUAAAUUCAAUACGUAUGUGACCCUGAAGGUGCAAAAUGUGAAGAGCACCACGGUUGCUGUUCGAGGGGACCAGCCAUGCUGGGAACAAGACUUCCUCUUCGAGAUCAGCCGCCUGGACCUGGGCUUGAUCGUGGAAGUAUGGAACAAGGGGCUGAUCUGGGACACAAUGGUUGGGACAGCGUGGAUUGAACUGAAGGCCAUCCGGCAGGCGGAUGAGGAGGGCCCUGGGGAGUGGUCUACCCUGGAAGCCGAGGUCUUGAUGAAGGGCCAUGAGGUCUGCGGCACCAAAAACCCAACACCUCAUCAGAUUUUGUUGGAUACAAGAUUUGAGUUGCCUUUUGACAUCCCGGAAGAGGAAGCCAAAUACUGGACUCAGAAGUUAAAGCAGAUAAACUCCUUGGAGGAAGAUGAUGAGCAUUCGUUUGCGGAAGAGGUUCAGAAGCAGCCGCUGCCCACUGCUGCCUCCCAGUGUUGCAGCUGGAGUUAUUUCGGAUGGGGAGAAGAGCAGACUUUUGAAGACCACGAUAGUGCUGUGGAUGACAGAGACAGCGACUACCGCAGUGAGACCAGCAACAGCCUUCCUCCCCAAUACCACACCACCUCGCAGCCCAAUGCUUCGGCGCACCAGUUCCCCGUGGCUUCCCGUCUGCAGCAGCAGGGGGUCCCCCGAGAGUGCUGUGUGGAGUCCCUGCACAGCUAUGAUUUGGAUUACCACGAACGAGCAGCCAUCAGACCAGGAUCUUUAGUUAGCAAUGGGAAAGUCAGGAUCAUUCCAUUUGAUUACGAAGUUGGCCAAGAACAGGAAGAGUGUGAAGAGAACUAUGAGGAAUUAGGCAAACAGUUAAUAGAAGAUUUUUUAGAAAAAAGUCACAGGACCAGAAGUUCACAGGGACGAAAGAGCCCCAGGCUCUCGAAAAGGGAGAACUUUGGCCAUCAUGAAAAAGCAAGAUACUCACGGAAGGCUUGCCCAGAAUCAGGAAAUCCCGAUGUUCCUUGCUAUCCAGAGGAAUAUGACACAAUAGACAGGAGAAGAAAGAAGAAGCUGAGAUAUAACAAUUUUGAAGAAUGCGAGCGAACUAUACUGCAAAGCAGUGGUAACCGGAGAUUUUCUUCAGGCAGCAUUAAAGCAAGAACUGAACAUAACCUAUAUCCUGAUUAUGAUGAAACUGAGAAAUGGGGCAUCAGCCCCAUUGAAAGUGAAGAACAGUUACCGGAAUAUCCAGUUUUGCGUCCAUACAAGAAUGGCCUUCUAGUCAAGAGUGGCAAGUUGUCCGCUAACCAACGUGCAAAGCAUGACUCAGGAUCAGUCCAUUUUGAUGGUGAAAAUGAGAUCCAUUCAGAACAGCCAGCUCCCUCUUUUGUGCCAUUGGGUGCCCUUAAAGAGUUUGGCAGCUGUUCAUCCGGCGUACUCCUGUACUCCCCAGCUUCGGAUGAUGAUGAUGAUGAAAUGGAAGAAAUAGCAAUACUUUCCCAAGCAUGGCGUGAAUCCAGUGUUCGCCAUGUUGGAGACCUUACUGACGUCCGUACUGGAAGUGCCAUAUCCCUGUUACCAAGGGACAAAAACUCACAUAGGACGAGAGGAGGAAAGCACGGCUUUCUUAAGCAAGACUUGACCCUCUCUCCUGUUGAAGAGCCGACGGAAGAAUAUGUGGACACAAUGGAUGAACUGCAGUGCUUGGUUGAAACUGUGUCUGAAUACUUAGCUGAAAAAGAGGAGGAGAUUAGCAAAUUUGAAACCCUUCCUGUGAGCAGAAACGCAAGCGAUUGUGCCUCUCCCAAACUGGCCGGUGCUGAUAAGUUGGCGGAGGAAAGUGCCCCUUUGGAGCAGGCCAAGCCAGCUGCUUCUGCUGCAGAGGAGAGCGAGGGCAGCAAAGGCAUAACAGAAGCAUUGCCAGACUUGUCUGGGGUGAAGAACACCGUCAGCUCCUUAUUUAGUUCUUUCACCGAAAAAGUGGGCUCAGGAACAAAGCACUUAACAGCCUCAGUGGAAAAACUUGUAUCUCCCACCCCAGAGAAACCUGAAGCCCCUGGUCAAUCUGAGGGAGGCAUCACAAGUCUAUUUUCAAGUAAGCCCAAGUCUGAGGGUGCCUCUCCAGAACUGAAAGCAGAAAGCAAACUGGAUGCCAAGCUGUCCAUGGCACCUUCUCCUUCUGUGACCCAGAGUAGAUGUGAGCGAGAAGCUGGUGAUGCCAAGGCCAGCAUCCCAGAAAAGGUGGCAGGAGAUGACAAGGCUCCUCCAAGUGCCCAGGAUGCUUCCGCAAAUGCUGCCCCAUCCUCUUCUCUGGACCCCAGCUCAGUCGUGAACUCCGUCUUUGGCAUGUUCAACCCUUUGAAAAUCUUCUCGGAAAAGGAAGCACCGAAAAAAGAGACUGCAAAACAGGAGGAGGCUGUGAAGGUGGAAGCCACGCAGGCCAGUGCUUCUGAAGCCAAGGCAAGUGGGAAGGCAGCUGAAGGCAGCGCGGGAAAACCCACCAACAUCGGGCCUCCCGAAACGAGCAAGAGCGAGGCAGAAGCGAGCGCAAGCAGCGGCCCCGUAUCCUCCAUCUUUGGCAAGCUGUCGAGCUCCGUUAGUUCUUUCAGCUUGAAAUCCAGUUUUGAGAGUCUGGCUGUUCCCAAGCAGCCAAGUGGCCCACAGAAGGCUUCUGAUGCGCCGCCGCAUGCCACAAGUCAGCCAGAUAAAGUUGCUAAAGAACACCCAGACAUGCCGAGAAAUCCGCCACCUGCAGGGAAAGUGCCGGAAAGCAAGCCAAGUGAAGCCAAGAAGGAGACUGGUAACGCUCCGCCGUUGGGGCAGGGGGAACCACCUGAGAGCUUUUUCAGUCCACUUAAGAAAUCCUUCAGCCAGUUGCUGCUCCCUUCUUCUGCUCCUGAAACUGUGCCAAAGGAGCCACCAGCGGGCUUGGGGAAAAGUCACCGUUCUGAAGAUGAUGUCAGGAAAACGAGCUCCGCAAGCAGCGAGCCCAAUUUCCCUUUCACCGGUAAGCUCCAGGUUCCCUUUUUGAGCGGUUUUGGCUUUUCAGACAAACCACCGCAGGAUAACAAAGAGAAGCCAGGAAUUUUCACUUCAUUCUUGAAAGCUGCUUCUGUGGAAAACUUGACAGCUUCAAAAGAUCAAACUGCCCCACCGAGUUUUAGUGACAAGCCACUAAAGGCUGAAGAGGGUCACAAAAGCAGCAACUUGGAAGCUGCCAAAAUGGACUCGUCAAAGUCUCAGGCGGUUCCUGAGGCACCACAGAGAAAAGAGGAGCCGACAAGGAAGAAAGAAACCAGUAAAGAAGAUGGUCUGGGUGCACCAAAAAGUGGAGAUAAAAACCAGGGUGGCUCAGACACUUCAAAAAUUGCACACAUGGAUCAGGAUAACAAACACAUGGGUGCUCUGGAUCACAAAGAUUCAAAAUGCAGGGGGGAGCUGGCAGCCCCCACAAAAGAAUCUGACUUAAAUACUACAGCAGGAAAGCCAGUGCUUCCUGGUGGAAUCAGAGAGGACAAGGUAAUGGAUGAUACUCAGAAGAAGGCCCCACAGCCAGGCCAGGGUUUGCUCUCGGGCCUCUUCCGCCGGGCGUCUUCAGACCACAUCACCCAUAAUUUGGAAGAGCCAAAUGUUAAAAAUGAAACGGACAGCCAGAAGAGCAGAUCAGCUGGCUUACUUUCUGGAUUAUUUAGGUUUGCUUCAAGUGAAAACGUGUCCGAAAGUAUGCCAGAUAAGGCAAAAUCAGGCUCUUUGGGCAUCAUGAAGUUUUUUGAGAGGAGCGAAGAGACUAGUUCUGGUGACAAGUCCAUUGGCUCACAUGUGACUCCCGGUGCCCAAGAAAGCACUGGGGGGAAACAGGAGACGGGCAGGUUCAUAAAGAACGUCAUGCAGAGGCCAAAUGAAAAAUCGGAGGAGGGAGUGACCGAGACUGCGAAGGCAAAUGGUCAUUUGCCUCACCUGGAACUGAGCAAAAUGGACAAUGGACAUGGUCCCCUCCCUUGGCAACCCGUCUCUCAGAAUGCUUUAAGCUCACAGCCAAAGAUACAAGUCUUAUCGGGGCAGCCAACCCUUUAUAGACAACCUACGGAUUCCAAUAUUUAUCAAGCAGUUCUCAACGAAAGGUCAAAUGAAUUUCUCAAUUCUUCUUUACAGAGUGCUAAACUGUAUGGCCACUCAGAGCAGCAUCUUGCUCUUGAGGAAACAAGAAGCCCCUCUAGCUUGGACUGGGAAUACGAUGCAGGAGCAUUUUCUCUUCAUGCCCACCAGGUUUCCUUGCCCGUUUACUACGUCUUGCAGCAGAAUUCUGUCCCACUGGCUGAGUUUCUGGAAUGGCCAGACUCUAAUGAUGCCGUGGUGAACUUGUGCAAAAAAGAUGGCAAUGCCAAUGUCGUGGAUUGGAGGUCAAAUGCGAAUUUUGAUGCCCUGAGCGUAGAUUUCAGUGUCAUGUCACACGAAUCGUUUGAUCAGUUAGACUUACAAGAUUUCAGUCUAGAAGAAACUGAAAUGUGGGCAACUCAUUCUCUGAAUGGAAACUUUCCUCCAUUUGAUGACUUCAGCUGUAUUUUGGAAGAGAUGCCCAUGGACUUAAGCUAUUCGUCGGCAUGUGAUGGCAAUAUGUGGACCUUAAUUGAUCAGGAGUCCUUGAGCCUGGAAGGCAGUUUUGUCUAUUCCUCUUACAGCCAGGAGUACCAGGACUGGCUGAUGCUGCUUGAGAAGGGCGUGUGGUGGCCAUCGGAAGAUGGUGAUUGUGGAUAUUACAUGUACAGGGACGGCCAGUUUGUUUAUUCUCUGCUCACCGACCCCACUGGGCAGUAUGUCUAUAUUUGCACUCCUGACACUUACACCUACCCAGACUACUGGGAUUAUAAUUAUCCACAGAGCUUUUUGCAGGGCACUGUCUUGGAAGAUGACAUGAUUGCCGUUUGCGGUUUCAAAGUGCCUCUUGGUAAUGAAGACGAGUUAUUCUGGUUUGCUGAAGAGGAGCAAUUGGAUAAUUACUCUGUAAACAAACCACUUGAUUUGUCUGUAGCUCUGCAGAGAAGUGAUCAACUUAUGAACAUGAAUUUAGAGACCUUUUCGCAGAUGUUUGAGGAGUCCAUUUAUUACCAGAGAGAGCAGCCUCUAGACUUUUCAGGGUACAAACUUCAAAAACUCAAAGUCGACUUUAGGCCUGAGAAAGAAAUGGAGUGGCACUCAGAAGAGCCUCCCCUCACACUUGACCUUAGAGUUCACUCCAGGGUGGCUUCCAGUGGGAGGCUAAAAGAUGAUGCUCUACCCAAACAUCCAGACAGGACCCCAGCUGUGAGUGUUUCCGAAAGUGGACAGUCACGGCGGUUUGGUUUCCAUAUAUUCCAAUCUUCUGCCAAGCCCGAGCCUUCACCGGCAUCUCAGAGUGUUACAGAAGUCAAGACCACUGGAGAAGAUAAAAAGCCACCUCUGAAUAAAGUGGCAUCUUUAUUCUCUGCUUUGGGUGGCCUGAUGGGUAAGGGUUUGGAAGCACAUGAGACAGUGGAAGACACGGCUGUGAAGAAUGGAGAAUCAGGGGUGUUGGGACACAAAAACGACGCUCUUCCAGCUACGCCACCCAGGAAAACAGGAGAGGAUAUGCAAAACCAGCAGCGCACUGAGCAUGGGCAAGAGAGAAAAGAGAGGGGCAGAUUAGUUAAGUCUGUUAGGGAUGAAAAGCCAAUGAUUUCUCAGAAAAAGCCUCAGCUGGUGAGGUCUUCCUCUCAGCUAAGCCAGGGUCCCGUGGACAGCAAGACCAGUCAGCUGGAUAAAAGCGUUAAGCCUGCUCCCCUCCCAAGUCAACAAAAACCCAAAGUGGGUGAGGAUGAACCCAAGAAAACCCAGCCAGCCCCCAGCCAAGCGCCCCCAGAGGCUGAGGGCACAUUGUUUAAAAGUGCUCUCAAGAUUCUUAGCCUGGGAGAAGACUCCUCCACAACGGCAGCACCCAAUAAAAGUCAAGGCCCCGGGUUUUUUGAUUUCUUUAAAACGCAGGUCAACAAAGCCCCACAGCCACCGCCAGCACCCCAAGCAAAUCUGACGAAAAAUGAAGCCGAGAAGAAAACGCCUCAGGAGAAAGUGGAGCCCCCAGGCAUUUCGUCCUUCUUUGGUUCCAUAGGGGAUCUUUUCAAAGUCGAUGCAGCCCCUGCCCCACCAAGUGCUACUGCUCCACCAAAGAGUGGAACCCACCCCUCACUGAAGCCGAAUGACAACGCGGACCAGCGUAGCAGAGAGCCAAGCAAGAGCGGCACUCCUGCCCCUCAAAUCCCUGUGGAGCAGGCUGGUGGGGAAGCUGCCAAGAGGCCCACAGUCUCUAAGGAAGAACAGCAUGGGAAAGUAGGCAAGGAAGCUGCUCAAGUGAAGAAGGACACCCCCACCGCAGGGAAUGCAGAACCCCAGCCUCCCAUGCAGGCAGGCCCUCGAAUGGACCAAGCAAAUCGCUCUCCAGGGCAGCGUGGCCAUGGACCAGCUGUUGCACCGGGACCGCAAGGCCAUGCAGGAGCCGUACCUGGUAAAACUCAGCCAGGAAAAGCCAGUCAGCCACCACCCAGGGAUUCUGGGUUUAGCCUGCCUUUUGGCUUAUCGCAGGCGGCACCUUCGAAGCCUCUGCAGGCACAGCAGCCGGCUGGCAAGAGCAUCUUCUCCUCCUUCUUCAGUGCCCCCGAGAAAGCCCCUGCCCCAGCCCCAGCAGCUCCUAAUGCCAAGCCCCCAGAAGUAGAGGGUCUGUUCAAGAUGCCUUCUUUCCUGUCCGGAGGGCCCAGCGCAAAGAAAAGUGUGCCUCAGAGCAGCUCCAGCUUCAGCUUUUUCAACCUGACCUCCUUCCUGGAUGACAAGCCACCGGCAGCUGCUCCUGAAAAGGGGAAUAUUGAAAAGCCACCUCAGCAGCAAGCAAGCAACCUGGGAAAGCCGCCUCAACAGCAAGCAGACACAAAGCCAUCUAUGAAGCAGUGUGUUUCUGUUGACUCUGGCAUUGGACUUGGCAAGCAGCAGGGCUUGAAGGAUAAAGAGACAGCGACUGGUAUUAUAGAAGCAGUACUUGGAAAGCAAGAGGCUGUUGACCCGGCCCACAAGGCAAGUGAGUUAAAAACUCCUGCGGCUGAGCAUGCUGCGGCAAGUGCUUCAGAAGUGAAGAAUGAGGUAGAGAUACCUUUAGUGGCCAGUAAACCUCCUGAUGAUGGUACAGAUAGAGAAGACCACUCAGUCUGUCCUGAUCCUGGCUCUCAGGUCCCUACGCUGCAGGAAGACACUGCACCUUCCCUUCUGGAGACUCCACAACCAGAGGAGCAGCUGCAAGACAAUGCAGAAAAGAGUGAUGGUCUUGUGGUGUCUUCUGAGAAGGAAUUUGUUCCUUCAGGUGGGAGCGAGACUUCUGAAAAGGCAGAGCCCAGUUCAGUUCGUGAUGAGACUCCUGUGGCUCUUGAGCCAUCUCCUGCUCCUGGAGACUUUUCACAGGAGGUUGUACCUGAAGAAGAACCAAGCGUCCCUGAAGUCAAGCCCCUGGAGCCCAAGCAGCCUGAUAGGACCCCAAAUGCUGCAGGAGAGCAGCAGGCUCAGGGCCAAAGACCUCUCUCUAAAAUGGCAGCAGCAACACCUAACCUGCAGGAGAAACCUAAAGAACCUGAGGGGGACAAAUCAGUUCUCGAUUCCUCAGUUGAAAUGUUUUCCAGCUUCAUGACGAAAAUGAAACCAACCAAGACAUUAUCUGGCUUCUUUUCCCAGCCUCAGACUCCAGCAGCUCCUAGUGCACAAAAGAGAAGCACUUCGUUUUUUGGCCUUUCCUCCCUGCCAACUGGGCCUCCCCCAGCAUUUACAAGUGAUCUCUUUGGCAUUUUUAAAGGAGCAGCAGAUGAGACCCUUUCAAAGCCUGCAGGGAAGACCGCAGGCACUUCAAAACCCCAGGAAAUGAGCUCCAGGGCAAAGGAGGCUGUGGGCCCAGGUCUUGCAAAACAAGAUAAAGCCUCUAGGGACGAACUUUUAGGGCCAAAUGCCGGCAGUGUUUUGAAACAACCAGACCAAACCUCUAGGGCUGAACCUACAGAGAAAGAAGCUAGCAGUGACUUGAGACAAGAUGCCCCUUCUGCUUUAGCAGAAGAGAAUUUAGGAAAAGAAUGUACGGCAGAAUUGGAAGCUGAAAGCAGCGGAAGACCUGAACAUGGUCUAGAACCCUCCCUUAAUGCUUCAGAAACUUUAGACUCAAGUAGGGAUCAGGGCCCUGGAGUGGUACAGCUGGACACAAACUUACUGGCAUUGGAUGAAGCAGGGAAGGCUGCUCCGUGUAGUCAAGAGGUACGUGAUGCAGUUGAGACAGCCACAGCGGUACUGCAGGAUAAGAGUGAAGGGCCUGUGGAGCACUUGGAAAAUGGUGCUGUGCCUGCUGUUGAAGAGCAACCAAGCCCGGCAUGGGAAACGGACGUUGGCCAAAUGGAUUUGGACAGUACAUGUGAGCUGGAACCCAAGGUUGGCGAGGCAGAUGAACACCUGAAACUGUCAGAACCGACGAAUACUUCACUAACCACUGAAGAAGUAGCUAUAAAGAAUGAGGCAGAUGUUGCUAUUUGCCCACCAGACACGUUUGGGACCCUGGAGAUGGAACCCAAAGCUGCUGCAGAUGAGGCCCAUGACUUGCUCCAUCAGGAUAUGGAAAAGCUCCCUGAAAUAAAACCUGAUCUUCCUCCUGAGCAGAAAGAGCCUCUAACCAUCAGCGAAGCAGCCUCAGAAGCUGCUCCCUUGAAAAGCAGUUUGGCUGGUAAGAGCAAGCCAGCCAGUGUUCCUACAGAGGCCAGCAGCACCAAGCCCAUGUUUGAAAUUCCAAGCAUGCCCACUUUGCCCAAAUUUGGCUUCAUGUCCUCCGCAGACAGCAGCAAGCCAUUUGGCUCCUUCUUCUCUGCGCAGCCGCCUUCAGCAAGCAAGCCUGCACCUGAGCCAGGCCUCAUGUCCAGCUUCAACAAGUUUUCCUCAAGUCUGUUUGGUGGAGGAAGUGAUGAGAAAGCAGGUAAAGUAGAGGGCGCUCCGGGUGCUGUGUUUGGAAAGAAGCUGGACUUCUCAUUUCCGUGGCAGAAAGAUGCCAAGGAGGCGGGUCUCAAGAAGGAACCAGAUGUGCCAACACCAAAAGCUUCCUCCAAACAGGAGGUGGCCCCAAUUUCUUCAUCCAGACUAGAUUCGAAGGCACCAGAAACGGUCUCCAAAGCUGAGGAACAAGCAAUGGAUGUGACCAGUGGUGACGGGAGCCCAAACCUCUCUGCCUCCGAUCAGCCGGCUGACAGUGCUGCUGAUGCAGACCUUUCUUCUAAGCAGCCCGACAGCAAGGGCAACGAAUGCUUAGAUGGUCCCACGCCUGACAUCCCACUUGUGCCCAACAAGGAGCUGGAGCUUGAGGUCUCCAGAGAAACGGAAGACGAGCCAAGCACCAUUUCCAGCGAGCCUCCUGGGCUCCCUUUGGAGGAACCAGCAGAAGGCGCCACGCAGGUUCAGGAUGAAGUAGAGCAGAAGGAAAGUGUCCCUUGUCCAGAAACGGAAACACUUGCUACUGGACUGCAGUCGGCGGAGCAGAGUAGCCCUGAGCCACUCAGGAAGAAAAGGCCAGUAGCCCAAACAGCAUGAUAAAUGGUGCCAACUUGUGGGCCAUUUAUAAUGCAAGUGCCGUAACAGUAGAUGCCUCACCUCGUAGAUCAGACUCCUCUAGGCUGUGUUUGGCAUUAGCAGUACCCAGUGGUAGGUAGAACUCUUAGUUGCUAGACUGCCCACCCAGAGCCCCUCCUGCCCUUCUCCUUCUCAGCUUCUGGUUUCCUUUGUUCCAAAAGGCUGCGAUGACUCUUCCCCUUUGCUCUCCGUUUGUGUCGUGUCCUUGGGAGUGAGCUGCUUUGAGUUUUAGUUUCAUUACCCUUCCAUAGCCUAAUUGUGUGCGUGAGAAAACAACUUGCACCUCUAGAUGACAUGGUGGGUGGCAGGGAGCUGCCCUUUUAGAGGAAAUCAGAGGCUCGCUGGGAGGCCUGGAGAUGGUUUGCAAAAAGCUUAGUUAGACAACAUACAAGGCAUUCAUGUUUUAAGAUGGGAGAGAGACCCAGGUGGCAGCAAAAGCUGUUUCAGGGGUUGCAGUUCAGUCACCUGCAGCAUAACUUUUCUACACCCAGAAGGGGAUUCCGACUAAACAUCAGGAAAAACUUUCUGACAGGAGCAGCUGUUGAACAGACUCCCUUAGGAGUUGGUGGACUCUCCUUCCUUGGAGGUUUCUAAGCAGAGGUUGGCUGGCCAUCUGUCAUGGAUGCUUUAGCUGAGAUUCCUCCAUUGCUGGGGGUUGGACUGGAUGGCCCCUGGGGGUCCUUUCCAACUCUACCAUUCUAAGAUUCUGUGAUUAAAACAUCCUCCCUUCCACCAGGACAAGUUAAACAUGGCCACAGACUAUUAAAGCUACUAAUGCGGAAACAUCCAGUUCUUGCUGCUCAGAAGCUGUUACUGCCCAACUAACAUGAUUCAGUUUUUCUCUACUUUUACCAGCUGUAUUCAGCGGCAUUAGCUGAAUGUGCUUUUCUGUGUUAGGCUCCUCAUUAGGUCUCCAAGCAAGCAUUAGGUGCCCUCAUUAGGUCUCCAAGCAAGCUGAUAACUGGUUUUCUGGUUUACCAUAUCUCAAAAACAUGUUUUUUUAUUCCGCAUUGAAGAGAAUUGCAGUGAUUUCAUGUUGCAGCUGUCAGUAUAUUACGUGACUUUUGCUCCCUGUUUAGCCCUGUCCAGGGGAUGAUUGGGGGCAAGUGUUCUUGCUGCCCCUCCCUAGUUACAGAACUGCUAGUCACUAAAGUCCUUGCUAAAUCUGCACUCCUCACCCUCCAUCUCUAGACAAUUGGCCCAGCAGGGAUCCUGCUUCAAGCAUUUUCCAAGGAAUAGAUGGGAUUUUCACAGUCCUCUUGCAGAUGUCUCUGCCUAUGUGGGCUGCCAAAAGCCAGGCGACGCUUAAAUAUUGGCAGAGAAGCAUUUGUGCCCCUUCCCUCUUAGAAUUCCACAAUGGAGAGUGUGUGUGUGGGGCGGGGGGGAGUGUCUUGUUGAAUGAACAGCUCCUGGUUCAAUAGUUCCAACCUUAUAAUAAUCAGUCGCUCCCAAGCAGCAACAGCAGUGGGCCCAUGUGCUGGAAGACAGGGCAGAUUUUUCUAAACAGCAGCUGCAACAGGAUCCAUUCUCAGCCGCUGGAGAAACUUAAGAAUGUGUUCAUGAAAUGGCAGUGAAGAUGAAACCCUCAUGUCCCAGAAUCCACAUGCAGUUGACAUGCUAGGGGCAAACGUUGUUGUAAGAAGGUGUUGAGCUUAGCAGCUUAGAGGUUCAAUGCACACAAAACCUUGGCUGCCAUUCUUAAUUUUCCUGUGGCCUGUAAACAAAUUGCAGCAGAUGAUGCUACCUGUUUCUGAUCGAUAUAACAAUAGGGUCCAGAGGCUUAGGCCCAGCACAAAAAUUGCAAAAACAAACUUGGAAGUGGCGGGCGACUGAGGUGUAGAUAGGAUAUUCUCUCUCUCUCUCUCUCUCUCUCUCUCUCUCUCUCUCUCUCUCUCUCUCUCUCUGUGUGUGUGUGUGUGUGUGUGUGUGUGUGUGUGUGUGUGUGUGCAUUGUGCUGUUUCCUGGUUGCCAAGACCUUUUGACUUACUAAUGCCUUGCUCUCUCACAGUCCUGCCAGCAGUAGUAAGUUUGGUUCCUCCUGUAACAUCAGUCAGGGAAGCUCUCAGCUGAGUGAGCUGGACCAAUAUCACGGGAGUGUGCCCUGCUCCGAACAUGAGGACGAGCUCGCAGA
This is a messenger RNA of Zootoca vivipara (common lizard), 12118 nucleotides long. NCBI's taxonomy places the organism in Eukaryota, Metazoa, Chordata, Lepidosauria, Squamata, Lacertidae. The record is from RefSeq and is a predicted model, not a curated record.